UAAGGUGGCUGCAGAACUCUUCCAGCAGAAACUUUGCUCUCCUCCACCAGCAGCAAAGCUCAGCCCUGCUCACUCUUCCACCGAGGCACAAGCCUGGGAAGCAAUGAAGUAUGGUGCCACAUGAGGUGCCAGCAGGCACUGAAAGGAUUGUACUAUCGAGAGCACCGUGAAGAAGGAAACUUAAAAGAAGCAUUUUCAGGAGAGUCAGCUAACAAGAGUUGAAGAUCCAUGAGGAUCCAUUGAGGACACCAUGAGCGUCACCAGAGUGACUGAAGGAUUACUGGCAGUCCUAGCAGUAUUUCUGCAUGCAGCCAUCUGCAAUGGGAGUCCACAAAAAGGCUAUUCACCUUUAAGCUUCACGCAUCACCUUUACAAUGCUACAAUAUAUGAGAAUACUGCCCCUAAGACCUACAUUGAGAGUAGCAUCAAAAUGGGCAUCUACAUUACAGAUCCUCUCUGGAGCAUAAAAUACAAAUUGGUCUCUGGGGACGAUGACAGCCUGUUCAAGAUUGAGGAUUACACAGUCGGGGAUUUCUCCUUUCUGAGGAUAAGGACUCGGAGUGGGAAUACAGCCUCACUAAACAGGGAGGUGAGGGACAGCUACAUGCUGACCAUUGAGAGCAGUGAGAGCACCUACGAGUAUGAAGCCAGAACUAAGGUUGUGAUUCGUGUAUUGGAUGCUAAUGACCUGAAACCCCUUUUCUCCCCUGCCUCGUACAGUGUCAUUGUUAAAGAAGACACUCCCUUGAAAUCCAGCGUGGCGAAGGUUAGGGCCACUGAUGCUGAUUUGGGCAGCAAUGCUCAGUUCUACUACUCCUUUACUAGAAGAUCCCAGACGUUUGUCGUCAAUCCUUCCACUGGAGAAAUUGCACUGGCAAAAAUACUCAAUCACACACAAGCCUCAAAAUACGAGCUGGUGGUUCUAGCUGAGGACCGAGUGAAGAAAAUAGCUGGGAUCCGUGGAUACGGGAAUGUUGCCAGGGUUGUAGUCAACGUGGAAAAGGUUACCCCACUGCCACCAGUCAUUAAGUCAGUUGAAGUCGCAACACCUGGAGAGGAUAGGGACCAUUCGUAUGCCUCUGUCGUAACCGAGGCAGGUAGGCAAGGACUGCAAGUUGAAUCCAUGGACAUUGUAGCUGGAGAUCCAUUAAAUCACUUCAAAGUCAUGCCAUCUCCUCUGCAAAGUCAGGUCUACCAAGUGGUCAUGACCAAAAAGGUCAACUGGCUGAGCUACCCCUUUGGUUUUAAUCUUUCUCUUCAAGCAAAAGACAAAAGCAACCCACCUUUAUUUUCUCUCAUAAAGAACAUCCACAUACCUUCUCCAAAGUCUGCAGUCUUGAAGUUUGAGAAAGAAGUCUACCACGUAAUGUUAAGCGAGUUUUCUCCUCCUAAGAGCCCUGUUGUACAAGUUAAGGUGACGCCAAACCAUGCAAACACAAGCUAUCAUUUUGCUUCAAACCAGGACAAUUCCAAAUUUAAGAUCAACCCACGAAGUGGCCUGAUCGUGACCACAGAGAAUAUGGAUUAUGAAAAGACGUCUCAAUUUCAAUUAGAUGUGAUGACCACCCACGGGGAGGCAAAAGCCAGAGUGGUUGUUGAUAUCAUUGACGAAAAUGAUAACGCUCCAAAAUUCAGCCAAUCCUCCUAUAAGGGAACAGUCUCUGAGAAUGAACCCAUUGGCACUAGCAUACUGAGAGUCACUGCUGUAGACAGUGACAAAGGGGAAAAUGGCUUUAUAACCUAUGCCAUUGCCAAUAGAGGUCCCCUGCCAUUCACAAUUCACCCAUUUACAGGAGUCAUCUCCACCUCCGAAAAACUAGAUUACGAAAUGAUGCAAAGGUGGUACCAUCUUCGUAUCUGGGCGUCAGACAGUGGCAUACCUUUCAGCCAUGUGACUGAAUCGUCAGUUUCCAUUAUCAUGAACAAUGUAAAUGAUAAUAUCCCUAUGUUUGAGAAGGUGGGAUGCAAUGUCACCAUCCCACUGAGCCUAUCUCCCGGUGAUCGCUUCGGCAUUAUGUCUGCAGUUGAUUUGGAUGAGCUGCAGCAAGUGAGAUAUGAGAUUGUAUCCGGCAAUGAACUUGAGCUCUUUGAGCUCAAUUCUGUCUCUGGGAUGCUCCUCCUGAAGAAAAGCAUCCCGUUGGCUUACCCUGCUGAUGUGAUGCCUUUGUAUAUCCUUAAAAUAACCGCUACUGAUGGAGAGAACUAUGCUCAGCCAACAGACAUAAACAUCACUGUCAUUGACAAUAGUGAGCCAGCCAGCAUGAACUGUGAGGAUACUGGGGUUUUCAAAAAGCUGGCUGAAAAGCUCAUUCAGUCCAUCAAGCCCAAAUUGCCUUCGCAAGAGGAGGAUACCUUUUCAGACAUCCACAUUAUUAACCAUCAUUCCCCAAUGUUUGAUGCAGCGCUCCCAAGAUCUCUUGACAUUAAAGAAGACACUGCUGUUAAUUCAACAAUUCUGCAGUUUAAAGCUUCAGACCAAGACACUGGAUUUAAUGGGAAGCUGGUGUAUGUCAUCUUUGACGGGAGUGAAGAUGGCACUUUCAUUGUUGACAUGGAUACUGGUGACCUUAAGGUCCACUCUCCUUUAGAUAGGGAAACUACAGGUUUCUACAUUCUUAAUAUCACUGUCUAUGAUUUAGGGACACCUCAGAAGUCAUCUUGGAAGCUCUUAGCCGUGAAUAUAAUAGACGCCAAUGACAACCCACCAAGGUUCAAUCAAUCCAGUUAUUUUUUAACAGUACCAGAAGACGCAGUGGUGGAAACAAGCAUCUUUCAGGUCAAAGCUACUGAUAUUGACUUGGAAGAUAAUGGAAGAAUACAAUAUUCCCUCUUAACAACCACGGAUAGAUUUUCAAUCAAUGAGCUAACAGGGGUAGUAAGGGUAACUAGAUCACUGGACAGAGAGACCUGCCCAACAUAUAAGCUAAAGAUUGAGGCCAGGGAUCAGGCCAGUGCAGAUCCUCAGCUGUUCUCAACUGCAGACCUCCUGGUGGCUGUACAAGACGUCAAUGACAAUCCUCCUAGCUUUGUUCCAAAGAUCUACAAGAUACAGGUUCCUGAGGAUUUGCCAAUAGGAACUGUGGUUUUAUGGGUGGAAGGUAUUGACCCAGAUCUUGGUCCAGCAGGAGAGAUUAUUUACAAUUUGGUGAACAAUGAGAACAGAGCAUUUCAGCUGGAGACCUCCACAGGAGCUCUCAGCGUGGAGAAGGAGCUGGACUUUGAGCAGAAGCCCUUUUACAAUCUUACAGUCCGUGCAGUGGACCACGGAAGGCCACGAGCUCUGUCUUCAUCCUGCUAUGUUGAGGUGGAAGUCUUGGAUGUGAAUGAGAACCUGCACACACCACGCUUCUCUUCAUUCAUCUUUAAAGGAGGAGUAACUGAAGAUGCUUCUGUUGGAACUUCUGUGAUUGCACUGACUGCCCUGGAUGAGGAUUCUGGGAGAGAUGGGGAGGUGCAGUACUUCAUUAAAGAUGGCAGUGGGCUAGGAUUCUUCAGCAUAGAGGAGGAAACAGGGAUAAUCCGGACCGCGGUCACCUUGGACCGGGAGUCCAUCCCUCACUACUGGCUUACGGUUUAUGCGACAGACCUGGGUUCUGUGCCUCUGGUCUCCUGGACUGAGGUUUUCAUUGAAGUAAUGGACGUCAACGAUAACUCUCCAGUGCUAUCCUUGCCUGUUUACUAUGCCUCCGUUCUGGAGAACUCCCCCAAGGACAUGUCCAUUCUACGAGUUGAGGCCAGCGACCCUGAUUUCAGCUCUGAGGGAAAACUUUCUUUUCACAUCACAGAUACCCAGCGCGCGUUUUUCACAAUAAACCCCAAGACAGGUGUGAUCAGCAGCACGGCACUCCUGCUGGAUCGAGAAGAGCGAGAAGAGCACAUCCUAGAGGUUGUAGUGGAUGACAAUGGCAGGCCUCCAUUGCAGUCGACCGCCACUGUUGUCAUCCAGGUGCUGGAUGUGAACGAUCAGACCCCCCGCUUCACCCACAAGCUCUCCACCGUGAGGCUCCCAGCGCGCCAUGGAGUCACGGAGCCAGAAGCGCUAUACAGGAUGAUCGCUCAAGACCAGGACCAGGGUUCGAAUGCUGAGAUCACCUACAGCCUGGCAGAAGACAGCGAGAAAACAAAAUUCACAAUCCACCCUGACUCUGGCACGGUGUGGUCCAGGAGCAAUUUCUUACCCGGGGAAUACAACAUCCUAACGAUAAAAGCCACUGAUGGUGGAAGCCCAGCCAAGUCCUCAACUGCCCGGCUUCAUAUCGAAUGGGUUCCUAAGCCAGCCCCUUCCUCAGAGCCAUUAGCUUUUGAUGAGCCCCACUUUAACUUCGCUGUGAUGGAAACAGACCCUGUGACUCACAUGGUGGGGAUAAUCAGCACAGAUAUCUCACAGAGCCUGCUCUGGUUCGAUAUUACAGGUGGUGACAGCGAGCAGGAGUUUGACAUUGAGAAAAACAGUGGGAGCAUUGUUAUUGCCAGACCCCUGAAUGCAGGAAGGAGGUCAAACUACAAUCUGACUGUGAGAGCUACAGAUGGAACCAAAACUAUUAAAACCCAGGCGUAUAUUCGUGUAGUGGACAUCAAUGAGCACCGCCCCCAGUUCCUUAAGAGCCAAUGCGAGGUGAGGGUUCCGGAAGACACACCCUCUUGGAAGGAGAUCCUCCAGAUGAGUGCGACAGAUGCGGAUGGGAGCAACAGGCUGGUCUACACCAUACACAGCAGUGUGGAUCCAUCCAGCCUCAAGCACUUUCAGCUGAAUCCCAGCAGUGGAACCCUGUUUACCACAGCAACACUGGACUAUGAGACCCUGUCUAUUCACACUCUUAUAGUGAUGGUGAGAGACCAGGAGGUCCCCAUUAAAAGGAACUUUGUGAAGGUUAUUGUGUACGUAGAAGACUGCAAUGACCACCCUCCUAGCUUCAUGAGCUCUCGGUAUGAAGGGAGUGUGCUCAAUUUAGCUGCUGUUGGUACAGAAGUUGUACAAGUUAAGGCUAUGGAUAAGGACAAAGGAAACAAUGCAGAAAUGAUCUACACUUUUCACUCAGGAAAUACAGAGGGUGCUUUCAGCAUUGACGCAGAAUCUGGAAAAAUAACUGUAGCUAAGCUACUAGAUCAACUCUCACAAGAACGUUACCACCUUACAGUGAAGGCAACCGACCAGGGGUUUCCUCAACUUAGUGACCUCACCACUGUUAACAUUCAGGUUAAACUCUCAGACUACACACCUCCCAAGUUCUCAAUGAGGGAAUAUUUUGCAGAAAUCAGUGAAGCCGCCAAUAUUGGAUCACCUGUUAUCACACUGUCAGCCACCAGCCCUACAACAGUCAGUUAUGAAAUUAAAGACGGAAACCCCAAUGGGACUUUUCAGGUCAACUACUAUUCCGGUGUCCUCACUAUCCAAAAGUCUCUGGAUUUUGAGAAUGCCUUUUCUUAUCAGCUCCGCAUAAGAGCGGCCAACCUUGCAGGAUCCUUUGCAGAGGCUGUUGUUUUUGUGUACGUUAUUGAUGAGAAUGAUAAUGCACCUGCUUUUCUCCAGUCCGAGUUUACAGGUCAAAUCAGUGAGUCCGUUCACUUGAAUAGCAUGGUGAUGGGUAACAAAAACACGCCGCUGGUCAUUAAAGCUACUGAUGCAGACAAGGAAUCUAGUGCUCUGCUGGUCUAUAAGAUCCUUGAACCAGAGGCACAGAAGUAUUUUAGAAUAGAACCCAGCAUGGGGACCCUUGCUACUGUAGCCAGUAUUGACUUUGAAGUGAUUCCAGUGUUUCAUUUCACUGUGCAAGUUCAUGAUUCUGGGACACCCUCAUUGUAUGCAGACAAACCGACGCGGGUCACUGUCCAUGUCCUUAAUGUUAACGACUGUCCUCCCAAAUUUGCAGAACACCUUUAUGAAUCAUCUCUCCAUCUACCCGCUUUCUUUGGAAUAGAAGUUGUAAAAGUAGCAGCAGUAGAUGUAGAUUCAGAUGUGACUUACAGUAUCAUUGAAGGCAAUCUGCACAGCGCCUUCACUAUAAAUCCAACCACUGGCCUCAUCUCAGUAAACAACGCUUCCAACCUCAGACCAAACUAUCAGCUGAUGGUCAAGGCUUCUGACGGCUUGUACAAAGACACAGCCCUUGUUAAGAUUAAUUUCACCGAUAUCACAGCAAGCGGUCUUGGGUUUGAACAAAAAGCCUACACAGCCUCUGUUUUGGAGAACAGCACAGCGAUUCAAACUUUAGCUGUAGUCAGAGCAUCAGGAAAUUAUCUGAAUGAACCCCUGUUCUACUCAAUAUUAAACUCUGCUGGAUGGUUCCGGAUAGUCCAGACUUCUGGGGUUCUACAGACAACAGGAGUUCCAUUUGACAGGGAGCAGAAAGAUUUGUAUGAUGUGGUUGUUCAAGUGAGGGACACCAGAAAACCUGCAAGAGUAGCACACACCCAUGUGAAAGUUUACAUAGAGGACAUCAAUGACAACGCACCAGAAUUUGUGAAUUUACCUUACUCCAUGGCUAUCCAGGAAGAUGCAGAACCAGGUGAUGUACUCUUCCAAGUCACAUCAGUCGACAAAGACCUAGGGGACAAUAAGGCAGUUGUUUAUUCACUAGCUGAUGACUUUGCAUUCUUCAGGAUUGACCCUUACCUUGGGGAUGUAUCUCUUCGGAGGCCAUUUGACUUUGAGACCUUGAAUGCAUAUGAGCUUACAGUGAUAGCUGCGGAUAGAGGUGAACCUCCACUGAUCUCUGAGGCAGAGCUUGUUAUAACUGUGCGGAACAAGUCCAAUCCAAUAUUCCAGAGUCUUCAUUAUGGUUUGAAAGUACCCGAAAAUAUCUCACCUUACACCACUCUUUUGCACAUCCAGGCAAGGAAUCCAGAAGGGUUCCGAGUGAUUUACAAUCUGGUUGAAGAAAAUGCAUCAAGAACCUUUAACAUAGACUUUAAGAGUGGCAUUCUCAGCGUCACAGACUUCUUGGACUAUGAGACUCAGACCCAGCAUGUCUUGACAGUAAGGGCAACAGAUGCCGUGAUGGGAACCUUCUCAGAGGCCACAGUAGAGAUAGAAGUAGAAGAUAUCAACGAUAAUCCUCCACUGUUUCAGAAGAUGGUCUACACUGCUGAAAUAUUUGAAGGAUCGCCUAUUGGGACUUCUGUCUUACAGGUACAUGCUUCAGAUAAAGACUCUGGAAGAAAUAAAGCUGUUACUUAUGAAAUAAACAGCUCGGAAUUCUUUGAUAUAGAUGCUCUUAGCGGCCAGAUUGUGACAACACAGGAGCUAGAUUAUGAGACCACCCACCAGUUCCAUUUGAAAGUCAAAGCCUUGGAUAACGGUGUGCCUCCAAUGGCCAGUGAAGCUUUGGUUAUUGUGAACGUUUCUGAUGAGAAUGAUAACCCUCCUGAAUUCACCCAGCCUCAGUACAAAGCUACACUCAGUGAAAUGGCUACUUGUGGCCAAAUUGUCAUCAAGGUCCAGGCCUCAGAUCCAGAUGCUGUAGAUGCCAACAACCUGGAGUAUGUUAUAUUUUCCGGUAAUGAUGACAGGCAUUUUGCAAUAAAUAAGACCUCUGGAAUAAUCUCUUUUUCCAAUGUGUGCAAGAGAAGCCUGGAUCCGUUCUACAACCUCACAAUCUCUGUUUCAGAUGGGGUGUUUAAGAAAUCUGCUCCAGUAAACAUAGACAUGAUGACAGCUAACAAGCACAGUCCAUACUUUGACCAAAGUAUAUAUGAGGCUGAGUUGGCUGAGAAUGCUGAGGUGGGGACCCAGGUUAUUAGGCUUGCUGCCAUAGACCCCGAUGCUGGGCCUUAUGGCAGUGUUGAUUACACAAUCAUCAACAUGUUUGCUGAAGAAAAGUUUUCAAUAGACAGCAAAGGUCAGAUAGUGACAUCCCAUGCUCUGGACAGGGAAAAUCUUACAGAGAGGGUCAUUGCAAUUAAGGUUAUGGCAAAGGAUGGAGGUGGGAAAGUAGCUUUUUGCACUGUUAAAAUUAUACUGACUGAUGAGAAUGACAACGCACCCCAGUUUAAAGCCUCAGAGUAUCACGUCUCCAUUCAGUCAAAUGUAAGCAAGGGCUCGCCAAUCAUUCAGAUAAUGGCUUAUGAUGCAGAUGAAGGCACGAAUGCAGAUGUCACUUACUUUGUUGAUGAAGCAGAGGAAGUUACAGAAGAGGUUAUUGAAAUCAAUCCUUUCACUGGGGUAGUUACUACCAAGGAAAGUCUUGUCGGUCUAGAAAACAAGAUCUUUAAUUUCAAGGUGAAAGCUCAAGAUGGGGGAUCUCCUCAUUAUCACGCCAGCGUGCCAGUUCAAGUCCAGGUUGUCCCUUCAGAGGUUCCUCUGCCACGGUUCUCUGAGCCUUUGUACACAUUCUCAGCAGCUGAAGAUCUCCCCACUGGCUCAGAGAUAGGGUCAGUGAGGGCUGAUGCUAACGAGCCAGUGAUUUACAGCUUGGUGGAAGGGAACACUGUGGAAAGCAAUAAAGAGAGGGUCUUUGCCCUGGACAAAGAAAGCGGAGCUCUACUGAUCCAGAAGAACAUUGACCAUGAGAAGACCAAGUGGUAUCAAAUUGAUGUGAUGGCCAACUGCAACAAUAAUGGCACUGACGUAGCUUCCCUGGUGUCGGUGAGUAUCCAAAUUCAAGAUGUCAAUGACAACCAACCCAUGUUUGAAGCUAACCCCUACAAGGCCUUCCUGGUGGAGAACAUGCCCGCUGGAACCACCGUCAUUAAGGUCACUGCCAAUGACCCUGACACUGAAACCAAUGGAGAGGUGACGUACAGGCUGGAACCUGAAACUGACAACGUCAGCGAGGUGUUCACCAUCGACAGCGAGAGUGGGUGGAUCACCUCUUUGAAAGAAACUGACUGCGAGUCGAGGGAGCUCUACAGGUUCUAUGUGGUUGCCACAGACCAUGGUGGGAAGGUGAAGCUGUCCUCCUCAACUCUGGUGGAAAUUUCCAUCACUGACGAGAAUGAUAACCCUCCACAGUUUACUGAAGACGUCUACAAGGGAGCUGUGGUUGAAAACAGCCAGCCUGGUCACGUCAUUACUGCACUGAGCACGAGGGAUGCAGAUGUGUCAGAGGACAACAGGCAGAUGACCUGUUACAUUACAGGUGAGCCAAAUUAUAUGGUCCAUAUAUCCCACAUGGCCAGUUUGGUAUAAUAGGCAUACUAAUAU
Messenger RNA from Polyodon spathula (Mississippi paddlefish), 9142 nucleotides. RefSeq names its product protocadherin Fat 2-like. NCBI's taxonomy places the organism in Eukaryota, Metazoa, Chordata, Actinopteri, Acipenseriformes, Polyodontidae. Gene Ontology annotation, molecular function: calcium ion binding. The record is from RefSeq and is a predicted model, not a curated record. The transcript is spliced from 10 exons. Gene Ontology annotation, cellular component: plasma membrane. Gene Ontology annotation, biological process: homophilic cell-cell adhesion. The coding region runs from base 251 to 9127 and encodes 2958 amino acids.